Messenger RNA from Hibiscus syriacus, 1032 nucleotides. RefSeq lists its product as uncharacterized. Lineage: Eukaryota; Viridiplantae; Streptophyta; Magnoliopsida; Malvales; Malvaceae. The record is from RefSeq and is a predicted model, not a curated record. The coding region runs from base 7 to 1008 and encodes 333 amino acids. The transcript has 2 exons.
UAGGCGAUGGCUGAUCAAGGUGGUAUUGUGACCAGAGAAUACAGGAAAGGGAACUGGACUUUGAAUGAAACAAUGGUGUUGAUCGAGGCGAAGAAGAUGGUUGACGAGAGAAGAAUGAAGAAAAGUGAGGGAAAACCAACAGAGCUGAGAUGGAAAUGGGUGGAGGAUUAUUGUUGGAGGAGAGGGUGUUUGAGGAGCCAGAAUCAGUGCAAUGAUAAAUGGGAUAAUCUCAUGAGGGACUACAAGAAAGUGAGAGAGUACCAAAGGAGAAGAGGUGAGAGUGGUAGUGAUUAUUGGGAGAUGGAGAAGAAUGAAAGAAAAGAGAAGAGCUUGCCUACUAACAUGUUGAGGCAGAUAUUUGAGCAUUUGGAGCAGGUGGUGGAGAAGAAAGGCGGUCAAAUUGUGGUGGCUGCCGGUGGUGCUAGUGGUGGUGGCUCGGUUGCUGUUCAUAACAUACCUUAUGUUAUGGAUACACCAAUUACUAGUGUGCAACCUUCAUUGCAACAUCAACUUCCGCCUAUUCCAGCUGCAAUUCCAUUGCCUCUAACAGCAACGCAGCAGCUGCCACCGCUGCCACCGCCACCAACAGCUGCUCCUACACCACUUCUACAACCAUCCCUUUCGUAUGCUCAGCCAUUUCCAACAGUAGAUGUACGUGAAAGCUCAGAUUCUGAUACAAGUGAGCACUCGGACUCAGUAGGAAAGAAGAGGAGAAGAUCGGGAGGUAAUGGGGAAGGAACUGCCAGUCCAAGCAACUCAAAUAAUGAAUUUGGAACUGCAAUCUUUAAAAGCGCUUCCAUUAUAGCAGAAGCAAUACAGGCCAGGGAGGAGAACGAGGAGAGGAGACAUAGAGACCUUGUUGUUUUACACGAGAGAAGGCUACAGAUUGAGGAAUCUAAGGCAGAGAUCAACAGAAGAGGAAUUGAAGGCCUGGUCGAUUCCAUUAACAGGCUUGCUAAUUCCAUCAUUGCUUUGGCUUCCCAUAAAAACCAGUCAGCUCCAAAGUGAUUCUUUCGAUGAUUCUAAUUACGU